ACGCUUCAGUUCGUUUAUUCGAGGAAGCGUCUUUAUUAUUUAUCGCCAACACAAUAAUGGCUGCUUCCCUACAAAUGUUCUCCUCUUCACCGUCGAAUAUAGUCGACAUUGGUGGGCCAAAGACGUCUGAGAGGUCGCUAUAGAUCCGCCUUUCCCGCUGUCACAUCUGGCCUGGCUCAUUACCCACGAUGCAUCACCAGAGUGCUUUGUGUUCUCUUUCUGACCGACACACAUAACCUCAGCUGCUGUCCUCUUCAAUCCACUUCACAACAAUAAGACGUCCGACCUCGUUUGAUCUGAUCGAACUCCUUUGACCCCCGAAAGAAUGGCCGGCUCUAGUGAUUUUCCUGCGAUCGAAGGCGGUGGCAUGGGCGGCAUGAAGCUGCCCAUCGGGAUGACCAGACGCGCCCUGAGCUACGACGACAACCUGGAGGCGCCCAUGUCCACGCCCCCGCACGACAUCAGCAUCAACAACCUGUGGAGGAGGCCCGUCAUCCCAGAGAGGAAGUUCACUCACCUGGCAGAGGAGGAUGAAUCCAGUUUAGCUACUCGUUCUGCCUUAGACAGCGCCCCCCCCAGGCCCCCUGCCAUAGUGAAAACCAAAGCUUCCUCUUUAAUCGUCAACUCCAUCAUCACAAAACACACCCAUGACAGCAUGUCCAAGUUCGAGCAGAGGGCGGGGCUUAGUGACACUGGCUACACUCCACACAAAGGCCUGACCGCAGAGGAGACCAAACACCACCACCGCCUGCCCGAGGCCCUGCAGAAGCUGCAGAUUCAGAGCCUUGAGCCCAGAGAAGACAAACAGAGCUCUUCCACUCAGUCCACUCCAUCCACCACUCCACACAGCUCCCCCAGACACCAGCGCAGAGGUUGGUUCCAAAGCGCUGGCUCUGAGGCCAGUAUCACGUCCAGCUCAAACUCCAGUGUGGACCUUGGCCCUGUGGAAUCUGCAGGGGGCGUUGUUGAGCGGUGGAGUGUGUUUGGUCCACGGCCAGUAGUACACAAGUCCACCUCUGAUGUGGGGUCUGAGGCCACCAGUGCAGCAGGCUUUGCUCUGCAGGCGUACCGUGGAGCCCAGAAGCCAACCCCCAUGGAGGUGAUGAAGUCCCAGGCCACCCGGCUCGCGGACCCCACCCCUCAGCAGGUCAACCCGCCCAAGCUGGAAAUACCCACCGUGGAAGGCCGCAAGCAGGGAUCGAGGCCCCACAAGCUCAAGCACCGGGACAUGAAUAUCCUCACGCCAUCCGGGUUCUGAGGUUCGCCUGGCACGACACGAGACACGCCUCGCUCCAAUCGAAUCUCAUCAAUGACACCACAAAAUUCUACCGGCCUCCAUUACGCAAAAUUGAGCUGUUAGCUGUGUUAUAAUGACCUCCUCAGAAACAUGCCAGGAGUUGUGUUUUGUUUCAUUCACAUAUUCUCCAAAGCUCAGAAUGGUCUGUUUUCAAGUGAACAGGGACUCUUUACCUUUUGUUCAGUAGAAAUUGGCUGAAAUUAUCCAAAUGUGUGAAGGUGUAUGGAGUCUAAAAAGACAGCGGGGCUGUUCCUGCUUUACCACAUGACGUCACGAUUUGAAAAAGAAUGUAUUUUUCCAUUUGAGAAAAGAAAUCAGCCUAAAUAUGCAGAGUUUGUGAGGUAAACAUGUGAAUGAAACAAAACACGACUCCAGGUCUGUUUGUGACAAGGGAACGACUUGAUAACAGAUCAGAAAACAGCGUAAUGUGGGCUCUUUAAUGUUUGACUGAGAUGGGCACAGGUAAAAGUUGUUCAUUUGCUGAAUCUGUGUUGUUGUCUGAAGAAUACAGCUGGAUAAUGGACCUUUUCUCUAACACCUGGAGACAUUUCCAACCUAAAAUACCAGAUAAUUAUACAUACUCAUUAGAAGAAUACUUACUCCUGCCUCAUCUGAGAAAGGACACAGAACAUGCACACUUUAAAACCUCAAAACAAUGGAAAAAGCAUAAAUUAGAAACUGAAAUAUCCAUAACAAGAAUUCUCUCCACCACUAUCUCAUCUGAACACAGGCAAAGCAGGUUAGUGUGUUGCCCAAACUGCCAGCCUGCAGACUUCUGGGUCUCUGCUCAUUUUCAGAAGGAUUUUAUUUUGUUGUUUGGUUAAAAAAAAAAAAAAAAGCUUUGCCAAAUGUUGAAUAUUGUGAUUAAUGGUCCAUUGAAUUGAACUGUUGUCUCUCUCUCUCAUUGUUCCUGCAGCGUCUCUGGUGUUUUGACGUUCUAUGGUUUGUCUUAUUUAUGGCGCGUUUUAAAGGUGCGCUGCUGAACUUUUGUCUUCAUAGAGGUUUGUCUAGAAAGUUUCACAGUAGAGACUAAACACCACUAUUCACAGAGAGAAUUAUUACAGAAACACUCGGAAUAAAUAAAAUCUAGAUGGGCGUGUUUAGUGUCGUACCAUGGAUCAUUUCAGGCAAAGCAACAACAUCACCAUGGAGACAAGACCCGAAAAGUCACGCAAUGCACCUUUAAGUUACAAGGACCGAUAUAAUAGGGACCUAAUAAUGAAGAUAAUGAAGAGAACCAAUGGAGCUCAACAGUGACCCCUACCCUUUGCUUCUGGAACAAAAUUUCCCAUUCAUUUUUUCAAGAACAUAGAGAAAAAUCCCACAUACAUCUUACUUACAAAUUGUGAGAUUUAUUAGGACAAACCGUGCAACGUUUCAGGCCCUACAGAAUUAGAGUUCACGUGCCCAUCUUAAAUAGGGUUCUUUUAAUAUUAUUUUUUUCUGGAAGUCUCUGGGGAAAAAAUGAACAGUAUAAAAGUUUGAAAGCUGAGGGCUGAUCAGCUCUGUGGUAACAAAUGGAGUUACUAAAGAAUCGAUUAUUUUAUUUAAAAUCACUUGUGAAUCUUGUGUUUUAAAGGUGCUCUAUGGGGGUCCGUCACCUGCUUGUUUCUAUGGAUAUGUCAUUGCUAUACCUGGAAUGUUCCACAGUAUGACUUUAAAUAGCUCUACCUUAGAUUUAUUAGCUGGUCACAUUUUUAUAUAGCGCUUUUCCACCUUCAAGGCUCUCAAACUGCUUUACAUCAUCAUCAUCAAGCAGACACUGGGGGCAAAGUGGGUUAAGCAUCUUGCCCAAGGACACAAUGACGGCAUUCAUCUGUGGGAGGUGGAAUUGCACCACCAGCCUGACAUCGAGAGCGAGAUUCGAACCGCCAAACUUCUGAUCAGUGGAUAAUCACUCGACCAAAUGAGCUACGGUCUCCUUUUUUUUUUUUUUUUUUUUUAUAGCUCAAAUAUCUAAAAAUACCAGCAUUCUGACUCUGAGCGGGGUCUCCUCUCCACAGAUCUGACCCGUAACUUGGUCUGGUUUGGUCUCCGUGAAGAUAGAAAAGUGUAACGCUUUACUGUGAAACAUUCCAGACAAAGCAACAAACAUCUCCCUGGAGAAACGCACGUGACAGACCCUCCGCGAAAAGAAAAGUGACAAGAUGCAUCUUUUAAGAUUUUAAUUUUCCAAAAGUCUAUGGGUAAAAAUGAACGGAAAAUUGAAGCGGUCACUGUUGAGCUACGUACGUGCAGGAUAAUGAGUUCUGUUUUUUGUUGUAAAAUGCACUUUGCACUAGUUCCAUGUUACAGUUGCUCGUUAAACACAUUGAUGGUUUUUAGUUAACAUCUGGAAAUUCUUCGCUUUGUAAUUUAAUUUACAAAGCCAGAAUUUUUUUCUCAGGAAACUUGUGCUGGAACAUUUUAGUUUGGUCGGUCAUUAUAGUAAAAACAAAUGGUAAGAAUGAUACGUAACGCAUGAGAAGGUCCUAGAUUACACAAAACUGACUUGUCCAAAGAUCCAGGACUGUUUGCGAUGAGGAAACAACAUCAGAAAAACAGAUCAGAAAAUUGCGUAAUAUGGACCAUUUUAGUUGAAAGAUUUCUGGAUGUGUAAGAUAAGACAAAGCAUGAGGGGCAUUAACGUUUUGGUCAGUAAACGGGUUAGUUUAGUUAAAAAGGAUCAUAAAUACUGGGUCAUUCCUUACAGAUCUAUAGCUCUAUUUUCUCUUACUAACCUCGUUUUAAGUAGUAGUUUACCUAAUAUUCUUGCAUAUAUUAUUGCUUAUAGGCUUUUCAUAUGAUCUCGAAGUUGCAGCUGAAAUAAAAGUAUAUAGUGUGAAAUUAUAAUGGGAGUAAGAGUGACUAAACGUGACAAAAAUGUAAAAAAAAAUUGACUGAAUAUUAGACUGAUGGACUUUUUAGUGGCGAUUGUGAAAAAAUUAUUUGUUGUAUAUCUGGUAAAUGGGCACAUCUUUGUUCCAUGUUGUUUUAUAUUUGGUUUCUUAAUAGAAUUUGGCUCGUUUUAAUGUUAUUUUUUUCUCCAGCCAAGUGUUUUGUGAGUUUUGAAUUUGCUGAUGAUAUUGAUUGAAAUUUAUUAUUUUUUUUGUCACCGAGCUGUUACGCCGGCUAAAAAGUGUGUUAACAGUUCCUCAUUCUACAGGUCAUUUGUUAUUAAGUUAAAUGUUUUAAGUUUUUAAAAUGUGUGUGAUUUAAACGUGCACUGUGUAGCUUUUUGGUUUUGGGGUCCGUCACUCUGCCUGGAAUGUUCCACAGUGUGACAUUAAACAGCUCUACUUUACAUUUAAAGCUCAAAAGUGCAUAGAAAAACACAUUCUGACUGUGAGCGGAGUCGCCUCUGCACAGAUCUGAGCCGUAACUUGGUCUGGUCUGGUCUGCAUGGCGAUAGAAAGGUGAAAAAUUCCAGACAAAGCAAUAACACUUCCACGGAGAAACGAAUUUGGCAGACCCUCCACCAGAAAAGCAACACAAUGCAGCUUUAAUGUUGUAUUUAUACCACUGACUGACUUUUGAUUUUGCACUUAUGUUGUUUCAGUUUAAAUCUGAAAGUUCAUGCAAUAUGGUUAAUGAAAAAAAAUAAGACUCAAGUAAAUAAAUAAAUGUUUUGAUGUGUUAAAAAGAGGUCAAAUAAUACUGAACAACAUUGUGUUUUCAUACGACUUGAAAAAUAGCAGUUUAAAUGUUCCUCCUAAAACUGUUAAAACAUGAAGUGCAGUCACAAUUUGAAUGUUUGUGUUUCUGUGCAGAUGGUUCUGUUCUUUUUUUUUUUUUUUUUUUUUGUCCAAUUGUAACAAAUCCAGAAAUAGCAAAAAAUUCAAGUAAGACUGUUGAUAUUAAGUUUGAGUGUGUCUCAAAAAAAAAAAAGAAAGAAAGAAAAAAUCUCUAUCUCUCUCUGCCAAAUCUGAAAUAAAUGUUAGAGAAGAACUCCAAAAAAAC
Molecule: messenger RNA, 5236 nt
Organism: Boleophthalmus pectinirostris (great blue-spotted mudskipper)
Lineage: Eukaryota; Metazoa; Chordata; Actinopteri; Gobiiformes; Gobiidae
Product: putative monooxygenase p33MONOX
Exons: 9
Coding region: 326-1258 (310 amino acids)
Cellular component (GO): cytoplasm
Source: RefSeq, a predicted model, not a curated record